This is a messenger RNA of Schistosoma turkestanicum, 2202 nucleotides long. NCBI's taxonomy places the organism in Eukaryota, Metazoa, Platyhelminthes, Trematoda, Strigeidida, Schistosomatidae. The record is from the annotation of a GenBank genome assembly.
AUGUCGUUCACUAACAUCAUAGUAUUCAUUUUAUGGAUAUUCACCUUUUAUUUUGAAUUGUGCAUUUGUCAUGGUAUUCAAAUAGCCUUAUCGAUAAACUUUCUUCUAGAUAUCUUAGUUCUAACCGUUGCAACGGAGAAAAACGAUGCUUUACAUAGGUUUCUAAGGUCCAGUAGCCUGAACGGAUUUGAAGUGAAGGUACUUGGGGAAGGAAUCCAUUGGAAAGGUGGAUAUGUUGCAAAGUCAACUGGCGGUGGGCAGAAAGUCAAUUUAUUGAAAGAAGAGCUAGUUAAUGGUGAUUACAAACCGGACCAAAUCAUUUUGUUUGUUGACAGUUAUGAUGUUGUUUUCAUGCAAAAUGUGACCAAAUUAAUCGAAGAAUAUGAAAAGUUUGAAUCAAAAGUAAUAUUUUCUGCAGAGGAAUUUUGUUGGCCACAACCAAGCUUAAAGAACUUAUAUCCUGAAGUAAAUGCCGGUGAAAAACGUUAUUUGAAUUCGGGUGGAUUUAUUGGACCAGCAGUGAAUUUAAUGAAGAUAAUCAAUCAUGCACCAAUUAAAGAUGAUGAUGAUGAUCAAUUGUAUUAUACAAAUAUAUUUUUAGAUCCAAAGCUACGAAAACUGUAUGAUAUAGAACUUGACAAAACUUCAAGAAUUUUUCAAAAUCUUAAUGGAGCAUUCAAUGAUGUGGAAUUACAUUUCAAUGAUGAAACAGGAUAUCUAUUUAAUAAAAUAUUUUCUACAACUCCAAUUAUAGCUCAUGGUAAUGGACCGAUAAAGGUUGAAUUUAAUUCACUAUCAAAUUACCUUGCAUAUUCUUGGAGUCCUACACAAAACUGUCGACAUUGUGAUGAAGAUAAUAUUGAAAUUCAGGAUAUUUCAGACUACCCACUAGUUGUUAUGGGAAUUUUCAUUGAACAAGGAACACCAUUCAUAGAAAGGUUCUUUGAACGAAUAGCAGCUUUGUCUUACCCAAAGUCCAGGAUUCAUGUAGUUGGUCAUUUGGCAGAGGACAGUAAAUUCCAAUCUCCAAUAGCAGAGUCAUUCAACCGAACUUUUGGACACCAAUAUUUUUCAGUCAGUUGGCUUGAAGAAAAUCUAGAUGAGGAAAAUGCGAAAAGGAAAGUAUUUGGAUAUUGUUUGGCGAUUGAAGAUUGUAAAUAUGUAUUUGUAGUGGACAGUAUUGCUCAACUAGAAAAUCCAGAGACUCUGAAUCAUUUGGUUAAAAUGAACCGUUCAAUAAUUGCGCCUUUGUUAGCUAUAAGAGGAAAAGCUUGGUCGAACUUCUGGGGAGCUUUAAGUGAUGAUGGAUUUUACGCUAGAUCUGAUGACUACAUGGAUAUAAUAAGCUACAAUAAAAUAGGGAUUUGGAACGUACCCCUGGUUAGAAGUGCAUAUUUAAUAUCGCGAUGGGCAGUACGUAAAAUGAUCGAUGUCAAUAACACCGAGAUGAACUUUGCACUCGAGGCAAGGAAUAAGAACGUCUUUAUGUUUGUGGAUAAUCAAAUGAACUUUGGAUAUUUAAUCGACGCCAACAACUAUACAAAAGGUAAACUGCACAACGACUUGUGGCAAAUUAAGGAUAAUCCUCAGGACUGGGAAGAAAAAUAUAUACACCCACAAUACUUCGACUUUGCAAAACCUGAAGUGACAAUGACAGACAUUGCACAACCAUGUCCAGACGUAUUUUGGUUUCCUCUGGUAUCAGAAACUUUCUGUAAACAUCUUAUUGAAGAAGUAGAGAACUAUGGACAGUGGUCAACAGGAGAUAACUAUGAUCCAAGAUUAGAAGGCGGUUACGAGAAUGUACCAACUAGGGAUAUUCACAUGCGCCAAAUUGAUUGGGAGGAAAACUGGCUUUAUGUUCUAGAAAAGUACGUGCAUAAAAUGCAAAAGAAAAUCUUCCAAGGAUAUGAUGACAAGCCAUGGGCACGUAUGAAUUUCGUCGUUAGAUACAAGCCAGACGAACAACCUGCGUUGAGACCUCAUCAUGAUGCGUCUUCCUACACACUCAAUAUUGGACUAAACCAGCCUGGAAAAGACUAUAAAGGAGGUGGCAUACGCUACAAUCGUUACAACUGUUCAAUCGUUGAUACACGUGUCGGGUGGGCAGUGGUCAGUCCAGGAAGAGUGACUCAUUUGCACGAAGGACUACCGACAACGGAAGGGACACGCUACAUCUUUGUUACCUUUGUCAAUCCUUAA